GUUCCAUGAGCCAUUGCGGAAUCGCGAGGAAGCUCCCGAUUGGUCAAGUUUAAAAAUAAGACCGCGACAGUUUGCGCAGAAAAGGGGAUAUAUUUCUGUGGGAUAAAUGUUUUUGGAAUAACAAAUUGUCUUCUGUCACGAUGAUGGAAUCUUGCUUUAAUAGCAAAAUAGAGAGAGUGGAGGCCGUAACUGUAGAUGAUUUGAAGAAAGACUUAUUUGCAGAAUUUUCCGCCAUACCCUCUGCUUUGGCACAGGAUUCAUCUGUAUUGGUGAAGGAACAUCUACAGGUGUACCUACGGAUAAGACCAUUUACGUCAGCUGAGAGUGAUAAUGGUGAAUCUCAGGAGUGUGUCACACUCGAACCUCCAGACGUUGUUUUGCUCAAGGCUCCGAGAUCAUCUCUGUCAGCGAGGCUCAGUGAUAAGUCAAUUCCUCAGACAGCUCAGAGAUUUCAGUUCUCACAGGUUUAUGGCCCAGGAGCGACUCAGAGAGACAUUUUUGACGGAACAGUGAAGCAUCUCGUCAAAGAUGUUCUUGAGGGAGGAAAUUCUCUGGUGUUCACGUACGGAGUUACCAAUGCUGGGAAGACAUUCACUUUUCUAGGCUCUGAGAAUGAAAGUGGGAUCCUGCCAAGAUCUUUGGACAUCAUCUUCAACAGCAUUGAAGACCGAACUUAUAAGCACAUGAACAUCAAGCCUCACCGUUGUCGAGAGUACACUAGAUUAACUAAAGAUCAGCAGGACGAGGAGGUUACAAAUAAGAGAAACAUCAUGCGAUUGUUAAAGGAGAGUGAUUCUCAGAGAAGCAUUACCAGCCAGUUGAGUUCCACUGGCAGGACGACUAUACUGGAAGGCUCUACUAUGAGUGAGUUGGAUGGACUGACUGGUGCAGAUUGUUUCAAUUUGGAUGUGGACAGUCACACAAAAUACUCUGUCUGGGUUUCGUUUUGCGAAAUCUACAAUGAAAAUAUCCACGACCUGCUUGAACCGAUAUCAAACGGCUCGCUGAAGAGAAAUGUGCUCCGACUGUCUCAAGACGUAAAGGGGAAUUCCUUUGUGAAAGAUCUGAAGUGGGUUCAAGUGAACGAUGUGCAUGAAGCAUACAAAGUGGUUAAAGUUGGAAAGAGAAACCAAAGCUUCUCCUGUACAAAGCUCAAUAACUUGUCAAGCAGAAGCCAUAGCAUCUUUUCCAUUCGGAUCGUGCGGAUUGAAGAUGUCGGAAUACCUCGUGUCCACACGAUCAGCGAGUUAUCCCUGUGCGAUCUGGCAGGGUCGGAGAGAUGCGCAAAGACGCAGAACAGAGGAGACCGCUUGAAAGAAGCCGGCAACAUCAAUACCUCGCUGCUCAUUCUCGGGAAAUGCAUUAAUGCAUUGAGACACAACCAACAAUCCAAGCUGCAGCAGCACGUGCCCUUCAGAGAGAGCAAGCUGACCCACUACCUACAGGGCUUCUUCUGUGGCCGAGGAAAGGCCUGCAUGAUCGUCAACAUCAACCAGUGCGCCUCGAUGUACGACGAGACCCUGAACGUGCUCAAAUUCUCCGCGGUCGCUCAGAAGGUGGUGGUCCUCAACACGAAGCCCCUCCCCGUCGUCCCCAAGAAGUCCAGUCGAGACGUGUCCUUCAUCAUCAACAACGCCGACCGCAAGAACCUGUGGACCAAGCGCAAGAGCUCCCUGGUGGGCUGGGAGACCAGCCUGGAGGACGUACAGGAAAACGACGACGGCGAUUACGAGGAGGAGGAGGAGGAGGACGAGGAAGGAGAAGAGGACAGCUGUGUUGACAGUGUCAUGGAGGAGACCAUUCAGGAAGCAGGAGAAGGAGAUGAAGAGGACAUUGAAAUCGAUAAGGAUUCAUAUCAGAGCCAGCUUUUACUGAUAGAGGAGCUAAAGCAGAAGCUACGCACGGAAGAGCAUGAGAAGUUGACCUUGGAGUCUCGUGUUCGGGAGGAGGUCACCAAGGAGUUCAUGCAGCUGUUCUCACAAAUGGAAGACGAUUACAGUGAACGUCUUGCCAAAGAGAAAGAAAUAAUUGAGGAGAGAGCUGAGAGACGUUUGGAAAUACUGAAGAAUUUAGUGAGCAAAAAUUCUGCUCAUGAUGUGCCCCUGAGCGACGCUACCGAACAGACUAAGGAUAAAGUGGAGCUCUUUGAUGGGAUUAUUGAUUCCAUGCAAGACGACCUGGAUAAGAUCAAGAAAGACGCGGAGGCCGCUCAGACGUGUCUGGUGGGCUUGCCCGAUCCCCGCGAGAACCUCGCCAGCCUGGAGAAGCAGGUCUCCGAGCUGUCUGAGGAGCUCCUCAAGACCCAGCAACUCCUCACUGUCAAAUCCAGGGAAGUGGAUGGUUCGCGCAGUCAAACGCAGCAAUUAAACGAACAACUCGGUGAAGCAAAAAAGAAUUUCGAGUCCCAGACACAGAAGUUCCGGGAACUUAUGGAAAUCUGUCAGGAAAAGGACGACAUGAUCUUCAAGUUGCAAACCGCCAUGGACCAGCAUGUUGAAACUGCCGCAAAUGAUAGGGCCCUGAUUGAUGCCGUCAAGGAGGAAAUCCUCAGCCUGAGGGAGAAGUGCAAGUGUUCGCUCAGCAGCAGCACUCUGCAGAGGGAGGGUCGGAAGCGCUCCAUAGACCUCCAGGACGACGUCGGCAAGCAGCCCCCCUCCAAGAAAGGAACAUAUGAAGAGAACUUCUCUACAAUGGAUGACAAGAAUAAAUUCCAGGAAGAAUGUAAUAAAACGGAAUUGGACAUUAUGUCGAUCAACAAACAGCAAGAGGCACUGCAGCAACAGCUAGAAUGCUCAAAGAGAGAUUUUCAGAAUGAAAUUAAGCUUAAGGAUGAACAACUGGGAGAACUGAAACAGGAAUCCAUUUCCUUGGAGGGAAAAGUCAGCAAGUUAAUCGAAGAUCUGAAGCAACAGACAUGCGCCUAUGAAGCCGCCAUGUUGUCCUUGGAGACGGAGAGACGGGAGAAGGCGGAGCUUGUCAAGGAAAGGGAGACGCUGACUGCUCGGGCGAGUGUCCUCCAGGAAGACUGCGAGAAGAUGGCCAGGAAGAUCACCGAGAUGGAGAGCGAAGCCCAGGGGCAGAAAGGGAAGAUGGAGGCCGUCUCGGAGGAGUUGAAAUCCGCAAAAUCUCUCCUGGUGAAUCACAACGGUGACUCCAGGGAGAAGACUAAGCUGAUCGAAUCCUUGACCCAAGAUGCCACACAGCUCAGGCAGGAGCUGGAAAAGAGCAAAGCCGUGCUGGUGCGGCGGGACGGCGGCCAUUUUCACCAGACGAUGGACGCCCUUCACAAAGAGUGCGAGAACGUGGUGAUGGAGUCCUCCCAGAAGAACCAGCAGAUUCGGGACCUGGAGGAGGAGGCCAGCCGCUGCAGACAGCAGGCAGCGGAGCACCGGGAGCUAUGCGAGCAGCUGAGGCGGGAAAUGGCCGAUCUGAGGGAGAAAACGCGCUCCGACCUGGAGCGCUUCCAGACCGAGAGGCAGGCCGCCGAGGAGCUGAGGAGGCGUCACGCCGAGCUGGAGGCCGAGGCCACGGGCCUCAGGGAGCAGGCGGCCGCCGCUCGGGCUCGGGCGGAGGCGUCGGAGGCCGCUUCCGCCACGGCGGCCGAGCUGGAGAGGCGGCUGGCGGAGAGGGACGGCGAGGCGGAGGCCCUGCGGAGGAGCCUGGAGGAAGCCCGGAGGAAGCUUGAGGACGUCGAGACCGCGUCCGCGCAGGAGGCCAGGAGGAAGGAGGCCGAGCGACGCAGGGAGCUCCUGAAGACCGCCGAGGAGGCCAUUGCGCUGAAGGACGCCGAGCUGGAGAAGAAGGCGCAGGAGCUCUCCAGGCGAGUUGAGGAAGUGACCAGCAGCUCGGAAAAAAUCAGGGCUCUGAGUCUCGAUUUGCAGAGAAAAGAAGAAGAUGCUUCCGACAUGAAGGAGAAGCUGGCCGAUUCUAAAAAACAAAUACAACAAGUGCAAAAAGAGAUUUCUUUCAUGCGUGAGGAGGGGAAAUCGCUAAGGCAAAAACUCAGUGACUCUGAAAGGCUGAGAAAUCAAAUGCUGAGUGACCUGCACAGUAAGGACCAGCAUAUUCAACAGUUAAAGACUGAACAGACCAGCAAUGCCAAGACUGAUGAAAAUCUCCAGCGUUACCAGAAGGCUUGCACUGAUCUUCAGGACAAAGAUCAGGUUAUUGAAGGAAUGCGCCUUGCACUGAUGGAGCAAGAAGAAACUCAGGCGAAACAGGAUCAGGUUCUUGAGGUCAAAAUGGAUGAGAUUGAAUCUCUGAACGAAGAAGUUAAGACCUUGAAAGGGAGGUUCCUCCAGAAUGAUGAAGGCCACAGACUUGCUCCAGCUCUGGAAGGAUGUCAUUCUGGUGAAUGUAAACAUGCAAAAGAAGACAUUGAGAAAGCAGAAGAGAACUUGAAGCUCUCUACUGAGAAGUACCAAAGUGACAAGAAGAAGUGGCUGGAAGAGAAGAUGCUCCUAAUACGUCAGGUGAAAGAGGCGGAGGAGAGGAGGAACCAGGAUAUGAAGAAGUUCGCCGAUGAUCGCUCGCGACAUACCAAACUGCAGGCAGAAGUGGAGUCCCUGUCAAAGCAGCUCUCUGAGAAAGACGAUGACCUUGGGAAAUGGAGAAAAGAGAGAGACACUUUGGUUGCAGCUCUAGAAAUUCAAAUGCGGAAACUCGCAUCGAGCAAUCUUGAGAAAGACCAAAAGCUGAAGGAACUCCAGAGCAAUUCUAAUUCUGUGCCACAAGAGAAUAUAAAAGAAAAUGUUGCUGACAUGCAGUGCAUUCUGUCAAAGAAGGAAUCCGAAAUAUUGGAACUGAGGAAUCAACUGAAAGCCUUAUCAGAAAAUGCCAAUACUUGUCCUAAAAAUAACAGAUUAUCAACUGUGACGGAAGAACGUGGAAGUGGAACUCAAAUAGACAAAGUUCCAUUUAAGAAACCACAAGAUGUCAGUGUUAAAGCGAAAAGCGACGCGAAAAGUGACUGCAGCUUGCAGAGCUCUGAAGAAAACGAGGUGUCAGUGCUGGACUCCUCUGACCUCUCCACGGAGAACGGCAGACCCAGCCGCUUCCCCAAGCCCGAGCUGGAGAUCCAGUUCACCCCGCUCCAGCCCAACAAGGUGAGCGUGAAGCAGCAGGGAGGGGACUCAGCCGUGACCGUCAAAAUCACCCGGAGCGGGAGGAAGAGGAAGAGUGUUGAAAUGGAGAAGGGAGAUAUGCUUUCAGGCUGCUGGAAAAAUAAGGCUAAAAUGAAAGCAGCGCAGAGACAUACUGGCCAGGGUUCCGUGGAGAGUGAAAACAGGAAGAACACCAGAUCCAGGUUUCCUGCGGUGUAUGAGGAGUCUCCAGGCACGCUGGGGAAGCGCACCGACCGCCUGAGGCAGGACCAGUCCCAGUCCAGCCUCAAGAGCAAGAAAGACGGAACCCUGCAGAAAAUCGGAGACUUCAUCCAGAGCUCGCCGACCCUACUCGGGAGCAAAGCUAAAAAGAUAAUUGGAUUUGUCAGCGCUAAAUCCCCUGAACCAGAGGGCAACACGAGUAUGAAUUUUAAACCAAAGAAGUCGAAAAGAAAGCUCUACAAAACAGAAAUAUCCUCCCCACUUGACAUACCCUCUCAUCCGAUCAUUGGACUGGAUCAAGAUGAGAAAGAAAGUGAUCAUCUCAUUAUAAAGAGAAGGCUGAGGACAAGAACAGCGAAGAACUGAGGGAGGCUAGUCAUCAUGCCGAUCAGUACUGCUCUACUGUAACUAUAUAAAUUGAUUUUUUUUUAAAGAAGAUGAAAGAAAUCAAGCAAUACAGACAUUUUCAGAUUUAAGAAUGGUUUUUCGUUCACUCUUAAUUUUUAAUUUUUACGUUUCUAUCCUUUUGUAUAUAUUGUAUUUUAUUUGCUUUGAUUCUUAUUCCAUCUUGUCCAUUUUUGCAAAAUGUUUGAUUAGGUCUUACCCUACUACAGUAUAUAGUUCAUGGAUAAUGGAAAUGUGUAGGAUUUCUGGAAAAGAACUGACAAUGAAUCGGUGUCCCAUAAUUGACAUAAAUACAAUAAAAUUAAGGGUUUAUAAUCAUUUAUUUUGUGUAUUAGUGAUCAGUAACUGUGUAUUUGCUCUUUUAUGUAUUUAUGAUCUGUAGCAGUGUAUUUGGCUGUUGGUAGCACCACUGAAGUUUGUGUCAUGCCAAGACUGACAUUACUGUACUUUAGAAUAGGAAAAUAAUUUGUACUGGGAUGUUAAUGUAGACUCAAAUUAAUUUUCACCUCAGUAAUGCCAAUCCAUUAGACAGUUUGCAUUUUAGUCAUCUCAGAGCGAUGGUUCACUUUAUGGAUUUUCUUUCUGCAUUAUUUCAGUUUUAGUGUACGUUAUCAAUUUAUUAGCUAUUAGAUAUAUUGAUACGUUUACUAUUGUAGCCUGUUGGCAUUACAAUAGUACACGUAUCAGGGGCUCACUUCAAGUGACUCGAUUGGCGCUUGUACAGGGACAUUAUGCCUCAAGAGGCUGUUCGGGUGUGUGUUACCCUAUUUAUUCUUCAAAACAUUACGUUGAAUCGAAUUUUUUGAUUUCCUAUGGCCAUGCAGCCUACGCUCAGUGAAAAUGGCGUGGCUUCCGGCAUCAGCAAUGCUACAUGGGACUUUGGGAGGGAAAGCUUACGCUGCCUGAGAACUGAGAAGGGAAGAAGUACUGGCAUAAUAAACUUGAUUUUUAGAAUUAUAUUUGAGAAUAAAUGCUAGGAAAUAAAUCUGCUCGUAUGUGCAGCCUCUGGAUGCAUUACAUUGCUGUGCAAGCUGCCUUGCAGUUACUUUGAAGCUUUUUUUUUUUAUUGCUUAAGAAUUUGGGUCACCGAAGACUGAAUUCCUUGACAGUGUGCAUUAUAAAGCUAGCAGGUUGUUGAGAACAAAUGCAUGUAUAAAAUAGCCUUAAUAUCCUUACGGUAUUUUAAAAUAUGCUAAAACUAAUAAUACUGAAAAACACUUGUAUAUGUACUGUCUGUUUAAGCUCAACAAAACCUCACAAACCACCGUUAAAUGUUUUGUUAGAUGUUUUAUACAUUUUGCUGCAUACAUUUGUUAUGGGAAACAAUAUUGGAGGUUCCAUGUGGUUUGAACAGUGAGAAAUGCAUCAGAAUAAUUGCUGUGGUCAUUUGUCUGAUUCCAAGUCCAUUUAUCAGUUUCCAAGUUUCCUAUGUGUAUGAACCUGUGGAUGAACUGUCGCCGGCACUGUGACAGGGGAGUGUUUUUUGACCUUGUACUGUAAGUACUUUUAGUUUGUUCUGGCUCUGUAAACUCUGUGUUGCAAAUGGGUGUUUUGCCUCUGAUGAGCUGUAUUAAACAGUGCAAAAUGUG
Messenger RNA from Anguilla rostrata (American eel), 7318 nucleotides. Its product is annotated as kinesin-like protein KIF20B. Gene Ontology annotation, biological process: microtubule-based movement; spindle elongation; mitotic spindle assembly. NCBI's taxonomy places the organism in Eukaryota, Metazoa, Chordata, Actinopteri, Anguilliformes, Anguillidae. The coding region runs from base 141 to 5690 and encodes 1849 amino acids. Gene Ontology annotation, cellular component: nucleus; mitotic spindle; spindle microtubule. Gene Ontology annotation, molecular function: microtubule binding; ATP binding; plus-end-directed microtubule motor activity. The transcript is spliced from 35 exons. The record is from RefSeq and is a predicted model, not a curated record.